ACAUUUUUCACAUUUAUCAAUCAUCUUUGCUACUCCAACAAGCAUCUCGCAAAUCAUCUUAUGACACCUCAUAGCUGAUCAUCAACGCGCACUUGUCUAGCGCUGAUUUCUUGAUCGCUGCAUUAUCUCACAGUAUCCUACCAUGGCCGCCAAACCGUCGGCCGAAGCGUUGCGCGAAAUGCGCCUGAAGCGAUUCGGUGCUACGUCUUCCAGCAGUAGUAGUUCCGCCGCUGCUUCAUCUUCGCCCAAUACCGUGGAUAGCAGUGGUAAAUCUGCAUCGUCCGAUGCCCUCCUCUUACGGGAGUACAUUCCAUCGAGCGAGCAAGAGCGUGAGCUCAAACGCUUCCGAAACGAGUGGGCCAAAGAAGUACGCAAGAAGACGACUGCUCAACAGAAAGCCAUGGAAGCCCAGAGUAUGGAAGCAGAAAAGAAACGCGCGAUGCGUGAGGCGCGGCGACUAGAGCAAGAAGAGCGCGAUCGACGGCCGACGAUGCAAGAGCUUGAUGAGAUUGCUUUGAGGGAGCGAGAGGAGAGAGAAGUUCUGCAGCUGCGCAUCAAAAAGAUGGAUGACGAGAAGCGCGAGUACUAUCGCACUACGUGGCUGUCUGAACUGGAUAAGCAAAUUGCUCAAUGGACUUCCGGGUCUCCCUCCAGCAAACCUGGCGAAGCCUCUCACGAAAUGAAUUAUGCCGCAACCAUCAAAAAUUCCACUGGCAGCUAUGUAGCGGCGCACAAGGUGUUCGGCAUCACGGAACUGCACCAGCAUAUUCUUUCCUAUCUUUUGCCCGUGGACAUUCUGAUGACGUUGGGUGUGAAUCGCUAUUGGCGCUCUGUCGCAUUCCCCCUAAAAGCCAAAAAAGAGAGCGUCCAAUCUUGGCUAGAUCCGAUGGAAGCAGUAGACUUGCAUGGCGUCAAUGACAACCUUUUAAGCCCGUGCUGCACCGAGUCGUCAGGACGAUGUGGCACAUGUGAGAGAGACCUGGACGAAAACAAUAUGGGUCGCCAUUUCGUCGAAAUCCGCCAGCUGAAGCCAAACCCAUACCUUCAACAACAGAUUCUUAGGAACAGAGGGCUCAUUCUUCCCCUAUUCGAUUUCGAACCAAGAGAGCGGGAAUUCAGGAACGGAGUGUUCAUUCUUCACCCAUUCGAACCAAGAGAGUUCGAGGUGAAGCUUGCCAGGGACCUGAAGCCUCAUUUCAUAUAUCCUCAAGAGGAACGCUUCACAAACCCUGAUGCUAGUUGGCGGAACAUGUACCUCACGAAACCACCGAUUCGAAAAGUGGAAUUAAGUCAUUGGUAUGCUGGGGUGAAAGAGACGCGAACCCCAUUCGACGUGGUCUACGAUCCGAAUGGAAUCCGGUGUGCUCACCUCUUAGAUGUGCUGGAGAGCCAUGCUGCGACAAUCGCUCAGCUGUGGAUGAGCACUAAGCUUAAGGAGAGGGCCCGUGAGGAGACGUUUAUUGAGAAUGCGGAGUUCCAGGAGCUGAAAUUGUGUAAGAAAUUUCUACACGAGGAACCUAGGAUCAUUGGUAGGUUGAUAAGAUAAUGGACAACCUUCCGGCGUGAUGGACAGCUUGAUGUCAUAUGGACUUGUUUAUUGUUUCUAUAAUGUUUCAUUAACUCCUCUAUCUAUGAACUAUUGGCCAGGACUUUCAGGAUUUCCCGUCGACCGCACUUCUAUAAACCUAAAAAAAUCGCAGCGGCAUUGUCUAUCGUCCGUCCCAUUUAUCCAGCCCUUUCCCUCCUACUUCCCAAGCGGCCGCAGCCCUGAAGAUGUUCUCUUCGUCAAAUCUCUUCGCUAUCAACUGCAUGCCAACUGGUAAUUUUCCCUUUCGAUCUGGUAGCGAGCC
Molecule: messenger RNA, 1850 nt
Organism: Mytilinidion resinicola
Lineage: Eukaryota; Fungi; Ascomycota; Dothideomycetes; Mytilinidiales; Mytilinidiaceae
Exons: 1
Molecular function (GO): protein binding
Source: RefSeq, a predicted model, not a curated record